This is a messenger RNA of Protopolystoma xenopodis, 447 nucleotides long. The record is from the annotation of a GenBank genome assembly. Lineage: Eukaryota; Metazoa; Platyhelminthes; Monogenea; Polystomatidea; Polystomatidae.
AUGAGUGUUGUCGAUCUGCUGCCCGAUUCCUCGCAUGAUCUCGUCGGCCAGUUGAUAGGCCCGGCUUUGGGCAGUCUGCCCAUUCUGGUGGCGCCUGAACUGACCUGGCAGUUCGACUCAGCCAGUCGUACUGUCUGGGAAGUUGACGCUCACCGUCUCGUUGCGGCGCAUGCUCUGGCUGCCUCCAACGCAAAAGAACAGGGACGCGAGAAUGAGCUUGGCCAGUCGAAUAGUGUCAGUCGCUUGUUUGAGACGGAUUUUUCUCUCUCCUUCUGGCUUCGUCGACUCCCAACCGCCGCUGGCCAAUCGUCUCCGGAGAAAGAGCCGAUUGAGACGAUAUUCUGCAGUCAAGAUGAAAACAGUAAGUCGGCUGCCAACCCCCUUUAUCAUUGGCAAUCUAAUAUCUGGUAUAAAAGCACUGCAGUUUUUUUUAGUACAGACAAUUAA